Molecule: messenger RNA, 6933 nt
Organism: Solea senegalensis (Senegalese sole)
Lineage: Eukaryota; Metazoa; Chordata; Actinopteri; Pleuronectiformes; Soleidae
Gene: lrrc4ca
Product: leucine rich repeat containing 4C, genome duplicate a
Exons: 4
Coding region: 1430-3376 (648 amino acids)
Biological process (GO): regulation of axonogenesis; synaptic membrane adhesion; modulation of chemical synaptic transmission
Cellular component (GO): postsynaptic density membrane; plasma membrane; glutamatergic synapse
Molecular function (GO): cell-cell adhesion mediator activity
Source: RefSeq, a predicted model, not a curated record
UUACGUAGCGCACUGAGGUGCUGUAAAGCGCAACCGAUGGAUGCGUCCUGCGUGCGUGCGCGUAUUGGAGCGGAGUCAUUUGUGAGGAUCACAUUUGAAACGGCUUAAAUCACAUAGAAGAAACGAAUAUAGGGCUUUUGGACGACAGAGCAGUGUGCGGAUAACAACCCAUAAGCAAAUGUCUUACCCUCGUAUAUGCACCACUUUAAUGGACAGACGAGAUGCUGAAAUGGACGCAGACAUGGACCCAGGGCGCAGAAGUGAUGACUGCCUUUGGUGAAGAGUAACACCGGCUCUGCGCGGAAAACAUGCAAGCAUAGAUAUUGUUUUUAGUGAGGACUUCACGAUUUGAAGCUGUGAUCUGAUUGUGUCGGCUUUCCGUGGAUAUCUGCUGGAUUUUUUUUUUUUUAAAAAAAGAAGAAAAUUCCCGUUAGAUGUUCCAUCUCAGAGAAAAAGAAAAAUCCCUCCGAAAAUGGAGAACGGAGCAACCUGAACAGAGAGAUAAUAUACAAUCUUCGCAACUUUAUCAAUUUCCCACAGAAUGCUGUUUCAGACUCUGAGCUGCGGGACUUCUGUCAUCAACAGAACCAGGAGGGAAACGACAAAUAAGCAUCUUAGAAUCCGCACUGGGUUGUGAGGUGAAAUCUAAUCAGAUUCAGCAGCGUUGAUGACUAACAAGUCUUCACGAAAAAGUUUCAUUUGAAAACGAGACAUUAAAUUAACUUCAUGUUCUUUGUUCAGUGUAAUGACGAGCUUUCCCGGAUCUAUGCGCCUGGAAAACAAAUGACUGCAUGAUGCUGUAUUUGCAUGCUUUUUAAUCGUUUGAUUUAAAUCAGAGAGAAAGGGGAAUCAGAAUAACUGCACCGUGCUCUCCCACUGACCAUUAGGAGAAAACCUUGGACCACAGCGGGGCAUCCAUUUGCAUAGAGGGUAUCAUUUCAACACUGGCACUUGUGGGUGCCUCUGUGCUCUGUGCGUCCUAACGAACAAAAAAGAGGAAUAACCGGAUGCUUUAUCAUCACCACUGCGAGAGUUAAUGGCACCCGGACUGAUGUGUGGAUUACAUGUAGCACGUCGUUUCUGAAAGUGGGGAAACGAUGUUUCUAACAAGAAAGUAUCACCACGGAUUCUGCAAAAUCGCCUGAGUAUUGCGGAUGUUUUGUCGAUGCAGUUUUUUCUUUUGGGGAGGGAGUGGGAGAUCGAGGGACCAGUUCUGCAGAUCUCAGCGUCUCAAUGUGUGAGCAGGGCCAGGGCUGUGGCAGAUUUGCAAGUUAACAUGUGGAUGACCAGAACCCCGUGGAACUGUAAUUGAAUUGGCAGUCUCUAUGUACAAAAGAAAAUGGUCUAUAUCGCCGAGCAAAUAACCCACAACGACCAGUUGGCCCAAAUCCUCUUUCCAAAGAGUGGGAGACCCGUCAACGAAUUAUGAAUGUUAAACAAUAUGACCUCCUCUCAGCAGCAGCAGAUGAUGCGAGGUCCUAGGUGGAACCGGGCCUUGUCCGACCCUUUGCUUGUGCUGCUUCUGGCCCUCCAGCUGCUCGUGGUGGCAGGGCUGGUACGUGCUCAGACGUGCCCCUCCGUCUGCUCCUGUAGUAACCAGUUCAGCAAAGUCAUCUGCACUCGCCGAGGCCUGCGGGACGUCCCUGAUGGCAUCUCUACUAAUACACGCUACCUGAAUCUGCAGGAAAAUCUCAUUCAGGUCAUAAAGGUGGACAGCUUCAAGCAUCUAAGACAUCUGGAGAUCCUGCAGCUGAGCAAAAACCACAUACGCAAAAUUGAACUGGGGGCCUUCAAUGGACUGGCCAGUCUCAAUACCUUGGAGCUUUUUGAUAACCGCCUCACCACCAUCCCAAACGGGGCAUUUGAGUACCUGUCCAAACUAAAGGAGCUUUGGCUGAGGAAUAACCCCAUAGAGAGUAUUCCCUCCUAUGCUUUCAACAGAGUGCCAUCAUUACGCCGGUUGGACCUUGGGGAGCUUAAAAGGCUCUCCUAUAUUUCUGAGGGCGCCUUUGAAGGGCUGAGCAAUCUGCGCUACUUAAAUCUCGGGAUGUGCAAUCUGAAGGAAAUUCCCAACCUUAUUCCCCUGGUGAAGCUGGAUGAACUGGAGAUGUCAGGGAACCAGCUAUCUGUCAUCCGGCCCGGCUCUUUUAAAGGGCUCAUCCACUUACAAAAGCUAUGGAUGAUGCAUGCACAGAUCCAGACCAUCGAAAGAAACUCUUUCGAUGACCUGCAGUCGCUGGUGGAGCUCAAUCUAGCCCACAACAACCUCACCCUCUUGCCCCACGAUCUCUUCACUCCUUUACAUCACCUGGAGAGGGUGCACUUGCACCACAACCCGUGGAAUUGUAACUGUGACAUUCUCUGGCUAAGCUGGUGGCUUAAGGAGAUGGUACCUGCAAACACUAGCUGCUGCGCACGCUGUAGCUCACCGACCCACCACAAAGGGCGAUACAUUGGCGAGUUGGACCAGAACUACUUUCACUGUUAUGCUCCGGUUAUUGUGGAGCCCCCUGCAGACCUAAAUGUGACAGAGGGAAGCUCUGCAGAGUUGAAAUGCAAAGCCAGUUCUUUGACCUCUGUGAGCUGGAUUACACCCAAUGGUUCCAUCAUGACGCAUGGCGCGUACAAGGUCAGACUCUCAGUGCUGAAUGAUGGCACGCUGAACUUCACUAACGUUACCAUGCAGGACACGGGCACAUACACAUGUAUGGUCAGUAAUUCGGCGGGUAACACGACAGCAUCUGCCACGCUCAACGUGUCCUCCACGGAGAACAGCAGCUUCAGCUACUUCACCACAGUAACAGUGGAGACCAUAGAAACGCCACACAAUGAAGGCUUCACCACUAUCGUGCAACAGAAGGUGGGCCCCACCCCCUCUGCUGGUAUAUGGGAGUCUGUUUCAGCCACCUCUACAACAACCACCACAUUUCGGACCCCACUCUCCACCCGGGCCACGGAGAAGACUUACACAAUCCCUGUCACGGAGCUGGGUGGGGAGGGUUCACUUAACGGCUUGGAUGAGGUGAUGAAGACAACCAAGAUCAUCAUUGGCUGCUUUGUUGCAAUCACACUUAUGGCAGCUGUCAUGCUGAUUAUCUUCUACAAGAUGCGCAAACAGCACCACCAGCAGAAUCACCACGCACCCACGCGCACUAUUGAGAUCAUCAAUGUGGAUGAGGACUGUGUUACGGGAGGCCCAGGCAUGGAGGGCCACCUCACUCUGCCUCCUCUUGAGCACGAGCACCUCAACCACUACAACACCUACAAGACUGCAUACAACCAUGCCUCUACUAUCAACUCCAUACACAGCUCAGCGCACGAACCUUUGUUAAUCCGGGCCAGCUCAAAAGACAAUGUACAAGAGACCCAAAUCUAAUAUGUUUUCUUUCUUUCUUUUUUUUUCUUUCUUUUCAAAUGCAGUCAUUAUGAAACUGAUGGAAUUGCAUAAAACACUACUGACAGGACAGUAACUCAUAAGUGGUUGUGAUGAUUAUGACCCAAAUAUGGAGAAAAAGACUCAUGUUUGGCAAAUCAAGUGACUGGUGACGUUAAUUAAAUGACUUUGGAAAUUAGGGUAUGUCUACUGUUUCAAAAAGUGUCUUUACAAAAACAGAAGUUAUUUAUUUAAGAAAAAAAAUGUUGUGGUUAAAUCAAGAAAAUUGUAUUCUGCAAUUAUUUUUUCAGCACUAAAUUCACAUUUUAUUUGAUUUUUGUUUGUUUCCUCCCUCUUAAUUCCACAGGAUUGGUUUACUAAUAUGUUUCUCAUAAUCUGUUUGAAGUCAUCUGUCAAUGGAAAUCUCUUGUUGCUUUUAUUUGGUAGACUGCAGACUUUGGAUCAGAUGAGAUAGUAGCCUCGUUUUCCCCAUGUAUGAAAGGAAUCUAGAGCACAUUAGUGAUUUUCUCCAGCUGUGGAUUGAACGAUGAAAUCUUUGUGACCAUCUGUAAGUGGAAUGAAUUAAACACGUGUUCAUUAUUUUACAAUGAUUGGUAGAAUUGUCAAGAUGGAAUUUGAUCAGACUUCACUGUUUAAUUACAUCUCUUGCACAUGAGGCACUCUGAUCUGUCAUCAGUAGACUCCUUAAUGAGUGAAAUAUGUACUGCGUGCUGUUGUACAAGUUAAGGCUCACCAUUAGAAGUGCAUUUUUAUUCAAUUAAAUUCUAUAGAUUAAUGAUGAAAGAAACACAUGUUUGUCUUUUUGUGCCUAAUUUAUAUGCAAAGUAUAAUUUGACUCAAAUCCCACGAGAGACAGGAAAGGUUAAUUGUCUCAAAAAUACAUUUUCGUCACUGAAGGUUGUUAUAGAGAAGCAGCAUUUACUUUAGAAUCAACAUAAUUGUUUUGGAAAAUACCAAUCCAGAUGAAAAGAUCAUGUAGACGAUCUCAACUUCUGGUGACGGUCUACAGCUGUUAAAGGUUUUGCAGUGUAUAAUGACCUCACCUUUAACUUGCAGCACUUUGUACUGCUGCAUGUGAAGGUGAUUGCUUUGAAGCCACCUACUCCCCUCAUCUGCAGUACUACAUGAUAAAAUGCUGUCAGAAGCAGACUGAUGAGCUGAAGAAAGAGCGUAAACCCUUUAUACAGCUGUCUGAGCACACCGCCUGUCAUCUGUGUGCCAUAUUUCCACAUGGCAGUCCCAGAUUCACACCCUGCCCCUGCCAACAUUAGGACUUGGCCCUGAGCUGUUGGCCUUAUGCUGCAAGAGGCUUUGGGGUGAAUGAGUGGGAUCGGGCAUCAACCAGAUGUUUGGGUUGCAUCUGUCUCUCCCCCUCCAAUUUCCAUUUUAAUUGAUGUGCACAUGGGCUUUGGAUGGAUGCAGCUUUGAAGGUGCCGAUACCCUGGAAACCAUUUCAAAGUCCUCACCGUUAAUGGACCCAUAGGUGCCAGAAAGGCAGAGGUUAUACGCAGACAUUUGUCAGGUUCCACAGGUUUUCUUUGAGCCAAUUAGAGCAGCUUUCACUCCCCUGAGAGUACGAUAUACAAAAGGUCAGAUUCUUUUCUUUUACAAUAUAUUGUGUUCAUGUAAGGAAUAACAUCUGAGGGGAUUCACCUCAGAUGAACUGCAGGUACAGACUGUGGCUUGUUCUUUCACCUAAAAAUGAGACUGGGUGAUGAGAAACUGUCCAAACUGUCAUCUCCACUGUUCUCCACGGUUAUUUGUAUGUUCAGUUCAGUCCCAUUCUCUACAGAGGGUGAAGCUCUGUUCAGUUCAGUAGGUAAUGCAAUUAUUUGCAUUGUGAUUGUCAAAAGUUGUGAAGGGUAGCACAAUAACACAUGUGUACCAUCCAGCACCUAACGAGUGGAGCUAGACACACUGUAGUCCGCUGAUUAGUCAACUGAAAAUGGUCGGAUGCAAUAGGGAAAAAAGACGAAACCAUUGUCUGCCAUUUGUGCUUCUUUUUUAGUGAUUAAUAUCACAGCACAUGUCCCAUUCUUUCCAUCCAGAUCUUAUUUUACCUUUCCAAACUGAAACUGUAACGAGCUGAACUGCACCGUACCACCUGGAGGAAACACAGCUUCUGUUUCACGUUCAUAUUUUUACCAACUUAUGGCGUAGGAACACUGUCUCCAUCAGGACUUUGGAGUUGUGGCCAUGCGAUCAUAGGUGGAAAGUAUCCCAUGAGGUCUACACCUCAAAACUUCCUCAAGUACAGCUUUAGUUGAUACACAUGUUCACAGAUCAAUACAAAAUACCUGCAAAUGUACCAUUUAGAACCACCUUUCAAGCUGACAUGAGGUGAGUGCCAUCUGCUCAGAAUAUAAAACAUAAAAGGAAGAAAAAAAAACCAUGAGAAUAACAGUGAGAAUAAGAACCCCUGCAUGUUAAGGGUUUCAAAUUAAAAUAAAGGAUAAUAAUGAUCUAAAGCUGUACUCCCACAGGACUAGUAAUAUCUUCCUGUGAUACAAUAAUUGCUUAGGUUACCUAUGUUAAUAAUCCAUGUCUGCAAUAUGUUAAGCAAAACUCAAAUUACCGACAGUGUUCUUGCCCAGUGCAUAUUAUGAAACUGCAUUCUUUUUUCAUUUAUUUUAUUCCAGUACAUUUCCCUCCAUCUUCCAGUUUAAUAAUUACAUAGUGGAAAUUAUCAGUGGGAUAUAUAUUAACCUAUGGGGAACAAUGUGGAGAGCUAUUCUAUUUACUUUGUAUGGAAAGCCACUGUACGUUUCAAUAUAAUUCAUUCUGGAGCUGGAUUUGCCCUGUCAUUUUAAAUAUAAAACAUUUAAUUUAAUUUAAUUUAUUAACAUUGAAUGUGCACCGAUGUGGAGGAUAUGAGUAAUACAAGGUCCCCAGGUGAUUGUAGUCUGGACCAAUGAGAUGAUCAUUUAUCCACCAGGACACUAUUUAUCCAAAUGCACUUCAGUGGAGUCUGACACUUUUGUAAACCAUAAAACCUGGAUGUGUGUCAUUUAGUCUGUGUUUGAGUUCCUACAGUGACGCGACGUGGAUCACAAUUUAACUCAGUCAACAUAAGAGAGUGUAACCAUCUUCCUUCUUUUUUUUUUUAGUUGGAGGUAAAUUGUCUGAAAAUUUAAAUGGUAAAUUAGUUCCAUUUUAGUCGAGCUGUCUCAUGUAUGUAAGAUAUCUAAAUAUUUUUGGUCAAAAUCCCUUUUGUUUCCCUUUUAUUUAUUUAUUCUUUUUCUGAGAGGGAAUGCUGUUCUAGUGGUAGAUUUAUAUAUAUAUAUUAAAAAAAACAAAAAAAACAACAUUUUAACAAUAAAACUAAACAAAAAACAGAAGUUUUUAAAUUUUGAUUUUACAUGUGCCAAACUGUUCUAAAAGUGAAAAGGAGAAACAUGCUGUAAAAGAGUAAGAUAUUAAUUUUCAUGCAAGCAUUCUUUCAUGACCUUUAAAAAGAUGUGGGGAUCGAUUAUAGAGACCAGAGUUUGUAGUUCAUACACAGAAUAUGGUUAAAAUAAAAUAUUGUUGUUUUUUCUGUA